Messenger RNA from Corythoichthys intestinalis (scribbled pipefish), 6813 nucleotides. Its product is annotated as zinc finger protein OZF-like. The coding region runs from base 282 to 1604 and encodes 440 amino acids. The record is from RefSeq and is a predicted model, not a curated record. Gene Ontology annotation, cellular component: transcription regulator complex; PcG protein complex; chromatin. Gene Ontology annotation, molecular function: DNA-binding transcription factor activity, RNA polymerase II-specific; RNA polymerase II cis-regulatory region sequence-specific DNA binding. NCBI's taxonomy places the organism in Eukaryota, Metazoa, Chordata, Actinopteri, Syngnathiformes, Syngnathidae. The transcript has 2 exons. Gene Ontology annotation, biological process: regulation of transcription by RNA polymerase II.
UACGUGCACGUCAUGCGUCGAGGAUGUGAGUGGCUAGAGUUGCCGUCCGAUUGCUUUGAAGACAAUCCACUUAGCCCCAAGACGUAAUGUAAUCGACUGAAAGGUGCCAGAAAUUUUUGGGCAAGAAUCCGUUCAAUCUCGUUUCUGCUUCGAGUCGUUUGGGUGCACGUUGAAACUUCGAGGCCUGCUAAGGUUAGCCUAGUCUAGUUUAGCAGCUAACAAAGAGAAACAACGCGCCUGGGAUCAACACGUCGCCGAGCAAGCAAACGUCAAGUCCCAAAAUGUCAGGUUUCAGAAAAUACCUUAGUGCUGAGUGGCAGCAGCCAGAAUCUCCUGGCGUGAAAGAGGAUGUUGAGCUUCCCCAAAUCAAAGAGGAGGAGCCCAAGCCCUUUCAACAGAAGCAACUUCCAAUCAAAAAGGAAGAGGAAGAGGAGCUGCCAUGCGUUAAAGAGGAGGAAAAGGAGGAGCAUAUCACCAGGUCGACUGGUGAGCUCUUGAAGAAUGAAGAUGGUCCGAGUGAGGCCGGCACAGGGGCCGAGCCUCCAAACGGCAGCAGCAGCAACUCAACAGAAGGAUUGCAAGCAGACAUUUUCAUGGCUCCGUCAGACAAAAAUGGCACCAGGUCACACUCACCUUACAAUGAUGAUGGCCAUAAGACAUCUCCUGGUGACGACAAACUCUGCAAAUGCUCUCAGUGUGGGAAAACCUUUGCUAAUAAGUAUACUUGUCGGACGCAUAUGAGGAGCCACACUGGUGAAAAGCCUUUUUCCUGCUCAGUUUGUGGUCAAAGAUUCAGUUGCAAGAGCACCUUGAAACAACACACAAGAACCCACACUGGCGAAAAACCUUUUUCCUGCUCAGUUUGUGGUCAAAGAUUCAGUUGCAAGAGCAACUUACAACGUCACACAAGUGCACACACUGGCGGAAAACCUUUUUCUUGCUCAGUUUGUGGUCAAGGAUUCACUCGAAAGACAGGCUUAGAUAUGCACGAAAUAACCCACACUGGAGAAAAACCUUUUUUCUGCUCAGAUUGUGGUCAAGGAUUCAGUUACAAGAGCACCUUGAAACAACACACAAGAACCCACACUGGCGAAAAGCCUUUUUCCUGCUCAGUUUGUGGUCAAGGAUUUGCUGAAAAAGGAACCUUAAAAAUACACAAAAGAAGCCACACUGGCGAAAAACCUUUUUCCUGCUCAGUUUGUGGUCAAAGAUUCAGUUGCAAUAGCACCUUGAAACAACACACAAGAACCCACACUGGCGAAAAACCUUUUUCCUGCUCAGUUUGUGGUCAAAGAUUCACUCAAAAGGAAAACUUAAAAAGACACACAAGAAGCCACACUGGUGAAAACCCUUUUUCUUGCUCUGUUUGUGGUAAAGGUUUCAGUCACAUGUACAACUUAGAAAUGCACACAAGAACCCACACUGGCGAAAAACCUUUUGCCUGCUCAGUUUGUGGUAAAAAAUUCAGUCAAAAGAGCAACUUAAAACGACACACAAUAACCCACACUGGCGAAAACCCUUUUUCCUGCUCAGUUUGUGAUCAAAGAUUCGCUCAGAGGCAUCACUUAAAACACCACACAAGAGGAUCCAAGAUGGUGGCGUAAGAGAUGGUUGACUCUCUCUGAGCUCCGCACCACCGCAUUGAUUUUUCAUACAAAACUCCACCCAACAAUUUUCAAUUUGCACGUUUCAUCAUGAAUAUUGAUGAAUAGUUUUCGAGAUCCCGAGACAAGAUACUGCCAAGAGAGGAUCGUAACCCAGCCAAGACGAGCGAGCCAGAAGCUUCUGGUAGAGGAAGCGCAACAACAGGUUCAACCGGACACCGGGGUUGUCCUCGAUGCCUCCUUUCGUCAAAUUAUUUAGGAAAUAACGGCGAACAUCACUAAGGUGAUUGAUGAAAAGCUUGGGCCGCUAUCUCAAAUGGUACUGGCGCACGCCAAGCGAUCAAAAAAGAUGGAGGAGCGUACCGCCAAGGCCGAAAACAGGAUUGCUGUGGCCGAACAUACCUGCGAGGACGUGAAUACCUGGGUGCGCGAGCUUGAGAAGCAGAUAAAAAGCAUGGCUGAGCAUAUCGACGACCUCGAAAAUAGAGGCAGGAGUAAAAAAGUCCGCAUUAUUCGACUAUCAGAAGACACACAGAGGGGAGCAACUCUACAAAUUUUUUUGAGGGGUGGAUUCCCAACGUGCUUGAAAUGGAAACGAAAGACGGCUGCGUUAAAAUUGAGAGGGCUCACUGUACACUAGCGCCGAAGCCGGGACCGAACCAGCAACCGCGACCCGUCCCGAUCCGAUUUCACAACUUCGCCGACAAACAGCGGGUGUUGGAUGCCGCGUGACUGUGAAGCACUGGGAAUUCUCCAUCAUGUUCUUGCAGGAUUUGUUGGCGGCGGUGCUUCGUAAACGGAAGGCUUUUGAUGAUGUGAAGAGGCAACUACGAGAGUUGGGCGCCAAAUACAUGACGCUAUACCCGGCUGCACUGAAAGUAAUCCACGGUGGGGAGGCUGAAAGCUUCGACUCCCCCCCCCUAAGCCAGUGACUUAUGUGGACACACUCAAGUAAACUUCAUGUGAGUCACCAAACGAUCCGUUUAUGUCUAUGGCGGGUUAACGAGCUUAAAAAAUAAGAAUAUGUUGUUUUACAUUACAUUUAUUUGUUGUGGGUUUCCAUAUUUAACUUUUGUGAAGACUGAUGUCUCAAAAAGUCUUUAUUGGGCAAUUUGAAGUGAUUUUUUUUUUGGUCCUAUGGCCAGACACGGCGCUUCCCAUACGCAUAACACUCACUGCGCGUAGGGCACCAACUCUGCCUGAAGGGGCACGAAAAAAAAAAUCAUGUUUGUAAAAAAAUCCUAAAAAAUAGUAAUUGUAAUAAUAACAACAAUAUAUAGUAUUUAAAAUAAAACUUUGUAAAGCCUGAUAAAUGCAAGUAAUACAAAUAUAAGUAACAUAGGCUCAUUAUUUACACAAAAAAAGAAUCUCCUGUGCGGCCCGCUCGUCAGUCUACCUUUGGUGCCCCCCCCAACUCCCUGGUGGUUUGCUCCAUUAUGCCUCAGUCGCAAAUUUGGCAGAAGUUUAUUCUUGAAAGGAAAUGUCAUUGAAAAGACAAGACUCGGGGGCGGAAAAAAGAGGAAAAAGCAGCGAGAUGAUGCCCGCGCAUCACUUGCAGGCAAGAAUGUUUUUUUUAAAUAAUUGUUUAUUUAUUAUCAGCUACGUUUACAUGACUACAAUAAUCUGAUAACUGGGAAUAACCAGGUAAUGACAAUAAUGAGAUUUGACGCAUUUACGUGCACUUCAGUGAUGUGAUAAUCAGGAAAAAACUGGUUUACAUGUUAAGUCAAUAGUUUGAUUUCUUUCCAAGUACAUGACGUAAAACUCUUGGUCUCAGCAUAGGCCUUCCUCCAUGUUUACCAAAAACCCACGCUUGCUUGAAGUUGUCCCACUGAACCUCUUCAAAUGCGAGUGUGGCGAUUGCGUUACACAAGCUCGCUAACUGCAGAGUAGGCCCACAGGCUGAAAGCGAAUCAGUUUGGCGUCCCUAAGGCCUCUCUAGCGACAUCCGUUAUUCCAUUUGUACACAUGCUCAGAGAUGUAAAAUAGCAGUGUUUAUCAGAUAAAGGAUAGCGGAUCAUGCUCUUUACAUGACCACUUGAAUAAUCUGGUAACUCCAGAAAUAGGGUUAUGAUCGAUUUAUUAGUGUGCACAACCAAAAAAAACCUCUCCAAAACGCUGUGGUGGAAAUGAUGUGACUUGCAAAUUCAUUGCACAAUGAAAAUUAAAUGGAAUGUUACUAUACAUACCGGUAGUGGUUUUAUGCAACGACUAUGUUGAUACAGAAAUUUUUCCAUUAGUAAGAAGCCGUAGUCAUUUUCGAGAGGUUCAGAGGCCAAGAGCGACAUCUACUGGUGAAACUAAUAAGAAAGAAAAACUUAAAGAAAAAAUCUUAAAGCUAUGUAGAUUUCCCCUUUCAUACUCAUUGUUUCCACAUUAUGUCCAGAAUGUUUAUAUAGUGCCCUAUCAGUCCAUGUCUAUAAAGGUAUAAUAUUAAAGUUUUCAUGUAUCUGUGUUUUAAAUAUGGGCCUGCAUAAUACUAUAAUUUAGAAAAUGUUUGUAACAUGGUUCAAAACAAUAUUUCACUGCACCACAAAGCAUUUAUGCCUAGGGCACCAAAAUAGCUAGCGCUGGCCCUGCCUAUGGCCCUGUUUAAGAACCUGCCCAAUGUUAUAUAAGGGUGGAUACUACCAUUUAGGUGGUACCAUUAGGGUUCAGAAAAGUUUUCCGAGUUAGAGUUGAGAAAUGGAGUUAAGGUAAUCCCCUGGUUAUCAAAAGGGGAAGUUCCCUCCGACAGUGCUGUCUGCACACUUGUUACGUAUUGGUGUUUUUUUGUCUUUUUUUGUUUUUCAGCUGGGUUAUAGUAUGGUGCAUGACCUACGUGGAGAGUGUAGUACAUUUGGAAGCCUGAAUACUCUGUUAAAAAUUUCAUGACCUGUAACACACUGAAGCUUUGCACCUGGAAUGUUAAGGGAAGCAAUUCUCCAUCAAAAGGAAAAAAAUAUAGUGUUUUUUACAGAAAUAAAAAGUUGAUAUUGCUAUGCUGCAAGAAACACACCUCAAUUAUGAGGAACAUUUAAAGCCCAACAAUGCGGUUUUGAUAAAGUCUAUUUUUCAUUAUUCACCUCCAAAAGCAGAGGGAUGGCAAUACUCAUCAGAAAAAAAUGACCACUUAAGGUAGCAAAAUGUGUUUAAGAUAAAUGUGGACGCUUUGUGUAGGUUUCAGCAUAUCUACACGGGGAGAAAUUAGCUUUCCUCAAUGUAUAUUGCCCACCAUGUCACCCACUUAAUUUUUUGACGGAGGCUUUUGCUCAAUUGGUGACAGAAAUUGGUGAUCUGACACAUUGCUCUUGGUCCUGUAUUAAAAUACAGAAAUAUUGGGAGUUAUAUCCUGUCUGAAAUACAGAACUUUUUAAUAACACAGCUUGAUAUGGACCCAGUUUCCCUUCUCUUGGGUCUAACAAAUGACCGUAUUAAUAAUAAAUGUCAGGAAAGACUUUAUAAUAUUUUGACUUUUUGUGCCCGGAAAAAUAUCCAUGCACUGGAUCAUGCCCACUCACUAUCAGGAUGGCACAGGAUAAUAAUGAAAUAUAUUCCACUGGACUUUCUGACUUGUCUUUUGCAUUUCAAAACAGAUGUUUUUGAACAAUCAUGGAAACCAUUCACUCACAACGUUUCUGCCAUUCUGAUGAGGGCAUUUGUGUGAUGAUGUACUUUCCCCCUUGUAUACCUUUCAUUGUGUUAUACUCCUUUUCAUAAUGUACCUGUUUACUAUUCCCAGCUAGCUGUUUUUGUUGUUGUAUGUUAUUGCCGGUUUGCCUUAUUUUGUUCUGUCUGAUCUUGUCUUUUUUUAUGGUUCCAUUUGAUGAAAAUCAAUUAAAAAAAAAAAAAACACCACACAAGAACUCACACUGACGAAAAAUCUUUUUCCUGCUCAGUUUGUGGUCAAAGUUUCGUUCGGGAGGAAGGGAUGAAGAGACACGAUUGUGUUGGUGUGAGAAGCAAAGGCCAAGGACUGUUUUGACUGUCAUCCAUGCUGGCUUCAUCAGAUUUUACACGCUGGACGACUGUAUUCCGUAGAAUCCUGUUGAGAAUUGGCGCUUUCGGUCCCUCGCUUUGUCCAGUUGUUGUAUGAUGUGCAUCCACCCUAUUGCCUAAGGGGCGGUUUACAUGGUGACUCUCCGAGAAUACGAAAAAUGUCAAAUUUGCAUUUGCAUUUGCGUCUCCAUUUGAACAAUGUCGUGAUUCCGCAUGAAAACGAAGUAGUAUUCAUGCCAGGCCCUAGGAGGCAGUGCAGAUUUACUGGGUGCCAGAGAAUGAUGCACUUUGACCCCACCAAGCUCCCUUAGCCCGGAAAAAAAUAUCCCCGCCCACUCGAAGCAAUGUCAUUUUUCUUUUGUUUAAAAAAGGGGAAAAAAUUAAACAUUCAACAUAUUCAAUUUAAAAAUAUUAUUAAAACAGAAAAUUAAAGCCGACAUUCCGCCAUAUUUGCUGUUUUUAAUGUUUAGUAGCACCGCUGUGCACGCCCAAUGUGACGUGUACGAGUGCUGACGUAGACAACGCGGUCUCGUGCCGCAGGAGCCUUUGAUAUACAUGCCGAGGAAGCCCCCCCCCCCCGCAAUCAGAUUCUUCCACUUUGGAGGCAGGAUUCAGAAUUUUUCGUAUUAACAUUCCGUCUUCGCCGACACCAUAUGCACGCGAGGCGAGUCCGCAACUCAGUCAUUGCAUCUUUGUGUCGCAGAGUCACCACGUAAACUGCCCCUAAACCUCAGCUGAUUGAACUCUCCAUUCCAGCACAUCAUUUAUCUGGAUGGGCGGAGCUGUGCAACACACCUGUGAUGCAUUAGAAGCGCUCAUUAUUUAAAGCGAAUGUCAGACUUUUGCUUACUUUUACUUUGUUUACUUUGUUUUUUGCCUUUUCUGGCCAUUGACGCCUUUCCCUUGGUUCUCUCGCCAACUCUGUUCGUGCCUCUUUUUGUUUGUAGUUUUUCUCACGUAUUCUGACUUUUUCCCCUGUUGUUUUGUCAUAAAUUCUGUGUUGGAUCCAUAUUAUACGGCUCGCCGUUUCAUUACAAAGUUAAGUGGCAUUAUUUAUAUCAUUCUCUCCCUUUCAAACUACACUUUUCACAUUUAAUAUUUGAAACAGCAGACCGCAAAUUCCAAAAAAUUCCAAAUUCAUUCAAAGUACUGUCAUCAAAUAAAUAUGGAAAAUUAGAAUAUGUUGUCACUUGUUUAUUUUUAUUCAUUAUUAAUACCUUGUUUUUAUUCA